This is a messenger RNA of Gadus chalcogrammus (walleye pollock), 5660 nucleotides long. RefSeq names its product leucine-rich repeat-containing G-protein coupled receptor 6 (gene lgr6). The record is from RefSeq and is a predicted model, not a curated record. The transcript has 16 exons. Lineage: Eukaryota; Metazoa; Chordata; Actinopteri; Gadiformes; Gadidae. Gene Ontology annotation, biological process: G protein-coupled receptor signaling pathway. Gene Ontology annotation, cellular component: membrane. Gene Ontology annotation, molecular function: protein binding; G protein-coupled receptor activity; protein-hormone receptor activity.
GAGAGAGAGAGAGAGAGAGAGAGCGAGAGAGAGAGAGAAGGGACAAGAAGGUUUGUGUUGAAGGGAGAGAGCCAGAUUGAAGGAGAGAAGAGAGGAGCAGAGACACAGAGAAGAAGGAAGAAAAGAGAGAAAGCAAGGGAUUUACAAUCAAGCCUAAUUCCUUCACCCCUGGGAAUCGCCUGGUGAAUGAGUGAGAUAGUGGAGAGAGACUGCGAGACAGAGACGCACGCACACACACUCACACAUAUACACACACUCACACAAACACACACACACACACACACACACACAAGGAGCUCCAGAGAGGGACAGAGAGUGAGUGGGACAGACAGGCAUGUGCAGUAGAAGCCAGAGCCAGAGAGAGAUGCAGAGGAGGAGGCUUUGACACAGAACAUCCGGCGGAUUGGACAAUUCUCACACACAAAACAAGUGUGUGAGGGCGAGUAGGGCAAAAUAAGAACCAGCGGAGAGUCAUCAGGACAUUGAAGAGAAAACAUCAACAACAACACAAGACAGCGAGAUCAAGACUAGUGUGUGUGUGUGUGUGGGCACACAGGGGUAAGAGGCAGGCAGGUACGCAGACAGGUGGACGGCUCCGUCAUGCUCUCGGUGCUGCUGCUGCUCUGUGUGGCUGGAGGUACAUGGGCUCACAGACCCGACCAGGACCGACCGCAGCGGGGACAGGGGCCGGCGGGGCCCACGCUGUGCCCGGCCCCAUGUCAUUGUGAGGAAGACGGCAUCUACGUCAUAGUGGACUGCUCCGAACUGGGACUAUCGUCCGUGCCGGAGAACCUCAGCCCGUUUACCUCCUACCUGUAAGGAUACGGACAGCGCCUGGACGCCAACCUCCUGUCUGAGGUCCCUGCAGGGGCCUUCGGGGGGGUGGGCUCCCUGAGACACCUGUGGCUGGACGACAACUCCCUGACGGAGAUCCCCGUGGCCGCGCUGGACUCUCUGCCCUCCCUGCAGGCCAUGACCCUGGCCCUCAACCGGAUCACGCACAUCCCCGACCACGCCUUCACCAACCUCUCGGCCCUGGUGGUGCUGCACAUUCAUAACAACCAGAUCCAGAGCCUGGGAGAGAGAUGCUUCGAGGGCCUACAGAGUUUGGAAACCCUGGAUCUGAACUAUAAUGAUCUGCAGGAGUUCCCUGUGGCCAUCAGGACACUGACUAAGCUUCAGGAACUGGGAUUCCACAACAACAAAAUCAGAUCCAUCCCAGAGAGGGCCUUCGUGGGAAACCCACAGCUUCAGACCAUCCAUUUCUAUGAAAAUCCCAUCCAGUUUGUGGGCAAAUCCGCUUUCCAGUUCUUACCCAAGUUGCACACGCUUUCCCUGAAUGGUGCGACUCAGAUUCAACAGUUUCCUGACCUAAAAGGAACCACCAGCCUGGAAAUACUGACCCUCACUAGGGCAGGGCUCUCCGCUCUCCCCCAGGAUCUGUGUGAGCAGCUGCCUCGCCUCAGAGUGCUGGAAUUGUCUCAUAACCAGAUCAAGGAUCUACCCAGCUUUUACGACUGCUCUGCACUGCAGGAAAUCGGGCUACAGCAUAACCAGAUCAGAAGGAUUGAAUCAAGCACAUUCCAACAGCUGGUUUCUUUACGGGCUUUAGAUCUGAGCUGGAAUAUCAUUGAGUGGAUCCAUCCAGAUGCGUUCGCCUCUCUCCACUCCCUGCUUAAACUGGAUUUGACAGAGAACCGCCUCAGCUCCGUACCGGUUGGAGGCCUGGUUGGGCUCACUCAUCUCAAGCUAAGAGGCAAUACAGAUCUGUAUGAGGCCUUUAGCCCAGAGUACUUCCCCCGUAUGAGGGUCAUAGAGAUGCCCUACGCCUACCAGUGCUGCGUCUACGGCUCGUGUGACAGCUACAAGUCUGCCGCGCAGUGGGACACGGAGCAGGGCAUCGGCGACGACGACCCCCACAAGAGGACCAUCGCCCUUUACCCCGGCCACACAGACACACACUAUGACCCUGACCUGGAAGAGUUCCAGCUGGAAAUUGAGGAAUCCAAACUACAGACCAGUGUUCAGUGCACACCUAAUCCAGGUCCUUUCCGCCCCUGUGACUCUCUGCUGGGCAGCUGGCUGGUGCGCGUGGGCCUGUGGGCCAUCUCCUUCGUGUCCGUCUUGGGGAACUUCAUGCUGCUCCUCUCACUCUUCGGCUCGGCCGGAUACCUCUCCCCGCUACGCUUCACCGUGGCCUGCAUGGGCGCCUCCAACCUGCUGACGGGCGUGUGCACGUGCACCCUGGCCCUGGUGGACGCCCUGACCUUCGGCGAGUUCGGUCACCACGGCGCCCGCUGGGAGGGCGGUCCCGGUUGCCAGGCGACGGGCUGGGUGUGGGUGUUCUCCUCCGAGGCGAGCGUGCUGCUGUUGACGCUGGCGGCCGUGCAGUGCGGCGUGAGCGUGACGUGCGUCCGGGCCUACGGGAAGUCCCCGUCGCUCGGCAGCGUCCGCGCCUGUUCCCUCUUCUGCCUCACCCUCUCCCUCACCCUGGCCUCCCUCCCGUUGGUGGGAGUGGGGGAGUACGGCUCCUCGCCGUUCUGCCUGCCUUCCCCCCUGCCACCCUCGUCCUCCCAGCCCCACUCCUCCAUCGGCUUCCCCCUGGCUCUGAUCAUGAUGAACACCCUGUGCCUGCUGAUAGUGACCGGCUCCUACAUCCGCCUGUACUGGGAGCUGCUGAGGGGAGAGUGUGAGGGGCUGUGGGACUGUGCCAUGAUCAAGCACGUGGCCUGGCUCAUAUUCACCAACGGCCUCCUGUACGUGCCGGUGGCCAUCCUGUCCCUCUUCUCCCUGCUGGGCCUCCUGUCUCUGGGUCAGGAGGUGCUCAAGUCAGUGCUGCUGCUCCUUCAGCCCCUGCCCUCCUGCCUCAACCCGCUCCUCUUCCUGCUCUUCACGCGAGACUCCUCCCAGUUCUUCUUCUUUUGGCCCCGCCCUAAAGCAUGCCCGCAGCUCCGCCGCGACCACCCGCACGACUCGCUGAUGUCGGUGGAGACGGAGAAGAGCUCCUGCUCCGAGUCGUCGGCGCAGCUUUCCCUCAACGAGUCCGACGGCCUGUACAGCGACGGGCCUGCCCCCACCAGGUCCAAUCCAAUCAGGUUCUCCAACUGCUCCUCGACGUCCUCUUCUGUCCCGCUCAUCCCCUGUCAGAUACCUUCUCCGAGGCCCAUAGACAGAGUGACGGAGAGGCUGAGCCUGGGAAACGAUGGCCGUCUCAAAGGCUUUGACGGGGGUGAAGGCAGCCACACCUGCUCCUUCCACCCCUCCUCCAUGCCGCCCUCCAUCGCCUCCCCUCCCUGACUCCCACAUCAUAUGGUAAAAGUCUGGAAACAGUGGACUCUCUUGGACCACCUUGGUUUCACAGCAGCAUAGAACCAGGGCCAAGUUAUUCAUCUUCCAAGUUACUGAAAACAGGCACGAAAAACAAGCAAAUAAGUGCACGGAAUCCAAAACCCUGCACCAACAGUCUUCAAGAAGCAAAAGAAGAAAAGACUAAUCAAAUAAAACACCCCAUAAUAUUGGCAUCUGGGGUGGUGGAGUCUUUUUCAGACACUUUGGAGUGGAUUGAGUCAGUCGUGUACAAUCCAUGAAGAACACAGAGCUCAAAUCAUAGUGGUCUAGACAGGGCAGUUUAAGUAGAGCCUUAAAAUGUUUAAAGUGUAAAUGUUAAUAUUGAUAUAUGUUGUUAAGAUGGUUAGGCAAAUUAUUGAUAGUUUGGUUGUGUUUAAGAGUUUGAUGUUAUUGUUUUUUUAAAUACAAGCUCUCUUACUGCUAUGGUUAACUUCAAAUAUAAGGGAUCAAUUAAGUUAAACAAGGACAGGUAGUUUCAUCAGAGUAUGCUCAACUAUGUUUUUUGGUUUUUGCAUGACUCAUUUCAUCAACAAAACUGCCUUUUGUGAUAGCCAAAAUACAACAGGAAACAGACAGCACAUAUAGUUUACAUGUUUUAUGGUCUAUUAAUGCAACUUUCCAGACAAGAGGCAAUAAGUCAUACAGACUGGGAUGUAACUAGGAUCUUAUUACAGACUGUUAGCUAGAGUAGGCUAGCAAUAUGUAUAUGCAAUGUAACUACCUCUGAACUAGCAUGCUAUUGAUUCACUAUAGCCUUAUGUUUCUCAUUUUUAUAUUAUAUACAAAAAUAUAAUUUUAUAAGAAAUAAAUCUUAGUUUGUAAUAAAAAACAACUGUCUUGCCAUUGUAUAGCUUAAGUUUGCAUUGUGAUGGAUGCAUUGAAACACCCUUCCCAGGACACCCAUCUUCAGCAAAGUGAUGCUAUAUCUGAACAUAUACACAAAUGAAAUAUGACGAAACAAAAAGGUUAGUUGAAGAGCAAACUUUUUAUUUAAACUACUUUGAGCAGCCUUACAGAUAUUUGAAUAAAAACAUAUAUCAAAGAUUAAGAAGAUAUAUUCAUAAAGUAUACAACAAUAAAUAUUAUGCAUCUACUGACAUUGACAAUUUAAAAAAAAAACCAGUAAUCAUCAACCUCAGAGUGUGUUAAUUGCGUUCAAACACUCAAAUUAUCCAGUAAUGAGCUACAAACAUGCUCUCUUUGCAUCCUCUGGCUUUUUCUUGUUUUCCUCCAAUGUGUCCACAGAAUCUCUUUUGCGGGAUGUUUUCAGAUCUGGAGAAGAUUGGUCUUGGCUCUUGAGGGAACCCUGCAAACAACCGCACGACAAUGACGAUCACAUUUCUCCCAACGAUUGAUUCUCAACAUUUGAGAAUCAAUCCAACAAUCAACAUUUCUCAACAAAACGGACCAAAAAAAGAACUGCUUUGUUGCAUAUGUAACGUUAAUUAACUAUUUCAACUACUAUCCCCAUAAAAAAAUGGGGUCAUAGCCCCAUCAAGUGGUGAGAUCUAUAACUACAUCAUGUGCGGUAAAUAGAAUGGAUUUAUCCAGGGCCAGACUACAUGUGUUACUACCUACCGUGUUUUUCUGGAUUGCAUGUUUCUCAGUCCACUUUCUGGCAUUCUCCACAAACAGCUGUUUAUUGUAUUUAAAUUCUGACGACUGCAAUAAAAAAGUAACACGGUUGACUCUUUAAAUAUUGAAUUAGCAGCAAUAAAUAGUACAACAGGGUUCAAGGUAAAAAUUUGCCCACAAACACACUGGCAGAGACAGUUUUGACCCUCAGUUGAGUUUAUGUUGUUGUUUACCUGGCUUCACUACGCUGCAAGCUGGUGUCAGGCUUUAGCAGUCAUGGGCAAAUGGUUUGGUAUUGUUCAAAAUAACUAAUGCUGGAGGAUUUAGAUUUUAUAACAAACAUAUUUGUUUUAAUAUAUCACAUUUGUUUAGCACUGGUCGAUUGCGACAGCGAGUUGUAUGUUUCACUGUCCCAUCGGGCUUUCGAUAUUGUUGAACCCUGAAUAACUAAAUUUCCUUGAAGCAUAAGACAAUAUAACCAUGUUACAAUAUAUUGUUUCAGUAUGAAACAUUGUGAGCAGAAAUUAAAGUAGCACAAUCUGAAACCCUACUACGAUCUGUUAAUAAUAUACAUACACAAACACAAACAGUGACAACUUUAGUUUUUCCAGGUGUUUCAAUGUAUAAUAGAGCCUCACUAUGUCAGCCAUGAGCGGAUCAUCAGGGUUGGGUUCAGCCAUCAGAAGCUGGAUGGACGUGAGGAUCGUGGAGAUGUUGAGAGAUGGUCUCCAGGCACC